Molecule: messenger RNA, 1177 nt
Organism: Musa acuminata AAA Group (dessert banana)
Lineage: Eukaryota; Viridiplantae; Streptophyta; Magnoliopsida; Zingiberales; Musaceae
Product: ras-related protein RABB1c-like
Exons: 6
Coding region: 306-971 (221 amino acids)
Biological process (GO): vesicle-mediated transport
Cellular component (GO): Golgi apparatus
Molecular function (GO): GTPase activity; GTP binding
Source: RefSeq, a predicted model, not a curated record
CUUUUACUGGACGGGAUUCAGACUCUUUUCUCGCUACGGUCGGCUUCGGCGACCGCGAAUGACCUCCUUAUAUUUGAACAAAGCGAGGGUGGCGGACGCGUCAACCUCUCUCUCUCUCUCUCUCUGUCUCUCUCACCCACACACACAGAGCAACCGAGAGGAACAACCCUUGGCGGUUUCCAUCUCUUCCCUCACCCUAUUCGAUCUCUCUUGCUCUCAGAGAGCUCUCGAUUUUCGAUCUCUUUGUUCGUGGCCUCCUCGUGUCGACCGAUUCCUGGAGGGGAGGUUUCGGGAUUUGGGAUCCGAUGGAGAUGCCCCGCCCUUCCACCUUGAAGUAUAUCAUCAUCGGCGAUACAGGAGUGGGGAAAUCAUCUCUUCUUUUGCAGUUUACAGAAAAGCGCUUCCAACCUGCAAAUGGCUCGACAACUAAUGUUGAAUUUGCAGCCAAAAUGAUAACCAUCAACGAUGAGCCGAUAAAGUUGAAGAUCUGGGACACGGUUGGCCAGGAAACUUUUAGAUCAAUCACCAGGUCCUAUUACAGAGAUUCUGCCGGUGCACUGCUUGUCUAUGACAUCACUAGGAGGGAGACAUUCAAUCAUCUUGCAAGCUGGUUGGAAGAUUUAAGUGAACAUGCUGGUGCUAAUGUGACAAUUAUGCUGAUCGGUAACAAAUGCGACCUGGCUCGCAGAAGAGCUGUCAGCACUGAGGAAGGAGUACAAUUUGCCGAAGACCAUGGAUUGUACUUUAUGGAGACCUCAGCGAAAACUGCACAGAACGUUGAGGAGGCAUUUAUUAACACAGCAGCAGCAAUACGCGAAAAUAUCGAGGAUAGAGGGUCUGAUGUAUUAGACGAGUUCUUGCAGUAUGCAAGAAACGUUGGAUAUGAACCAGUCAGGCUUUCAAAGUGGGAGAGGGUUCCAAAGGGGGGUAGGAAGGUGUCCUCAUCUAAAGCUGGUGGCUGCUGCAGCUGAGAGUUACUGCAAGAGUAAUAAGGUCCUGCUGCUGGCAUUGUUUCCUCAUUAGCUAUUGGACUCCUCGUAAUUAACAUACUGUGGUUACUAGUUUGUUGCACUGUGGUGGAUAUUGCACCAUCCUUUUGCACAGGAAUUAAUUUAGAUUCAAUUCUGUGGUAUGCCGAUGCUUGAAAUAGUGAUUGAGUGGUUCAUUUUUUGAUUGA